Molecule: messenger RNA, 2348 nt
Organism: Pelobates fuscus (common spadefoot toad)
Lineage: Eukaryota; Metazoa; Chordata; Amphibia; Anura; Pelobatidae
Gene: TMEM229A
Product: transmembrane protein 229A
Exons: 1
Coding region: 290-1264 (324 amino acids)
Source: RefSeq, a predicted model, not a curated record
CUGCUGCACGUUGCUCACAUUUCACUGACUGAAGGGAAGAGAGAAAAAUAAGAAUAAUCUAUAAAUAGAGAGGAUCAGGUGAAUGGAGAUUGCUGCAGACCCCUGGCUGGAGGGGGGAGGCGGUAUAGAGAGGGCUUGAGAUGGGGAGCUGGUGUCUCGCAGAGCAUGACAAGUAGAAGCAGCCUGUGCACACAAGGAGGGGCGUCGUGGGCUCUGCCAGAACCUGGUCCUAUUUCUCCCCCAGAGAACCAUCCUCAGCCGGACUAUGAGGCUCUGACCCCAGCUGGCCAUGGGCAGGAGCCAGAGCGCCUGGAGGCGGCAGGUGGUCAAGGCGCGUCCCAAGGUUCCAGGAGCUUCUGGUGGUGGGACUGAGGAUGGGUCCAGCUUCCAGCCCCUGCCUGCCUGGAUGAGGCUUUAUGUCUAUGGGAUGCACGGCCUGACUCUGGACGUGGUGACCUCCUGUGCCCGCAGCUUCCCCCACAGCCAGGACUACCACCUGCUGGGCUUCUCCUCGCCCUACCGCUGCCUGCUGCACGCCCUCAGCCACUUCGCCCUGGAGAAGUUAUACCUGCAGAGGAAGAGCUUCCCGGAGAGCUCCUUGGCUUUCCACCUGGUCUUCUACCCGUCGGUGUUUGUGGGCCUGCAGAUCCUGCUCAGGAAGACCCUGCUCCAGUACUGCCCCCAUGAGCGGGUGCUCAGUGCCGAGGAGCUGGGGCUCCAGUAUGCCCUGUCUAUCUACCAUUCCCAGGUGUUCCUCAAGAGCUUCCUGAAGCUGCAGUACCAGGGCUGGGAGGGGCAAUGCACCACCACCACCAACCCUGGGGUCAGCCAUGGACCUAGGCUCCCAGUCUUCCUGCGCUUCCUCUUCUUCGGCAUGCAUGGCUUUUUGGACGAGGUCUUCUUCACCUCUGUCUUCAACUUCAUGGAGAAGCCAGGAAGCCCUCUGAGCGGCCAUACCUCCCUGUGGUCCUUCUUCAUGUAUGGCAGCUGUAGCUUGGUGGUGGAGAAGCUCUACUUCUACCUGAGCUAUGACAGAGGAUGGGGCCCCUGGAAGAGGCUCCCUGUCUACAUCUUGUUUGUAUAUGCCUGGGAGUUCUCAUGGGGGAUAGGGCUGAGGACAUGCAAUGCUUGCUCCUGGGAUUACUCUCAUUAUCCUCUGAAUUUCAUGGGCUUGGUGACCCUCAUGUAUUUGCCAGGAUGGGUGUUUCUAAGCUUUUAUCAGGACUUGUUGUCUAAGAUGCUGUUUAGAGUACAUUAUGUGUAGGUUGGCACUGCAGGAGUGAAGGUCCUGGGACAUAUUGAAAUUUUUCUAAGGUAUUCCUUUGGGUUGCAGGAAAGACCUUCCCAAACCCAGUCCUCAAGAGUCCACCAAGAGUCUAAGAUUUAGUCAUUCCUUACUACUUUGGGGAUCCUGGCAAAGCUGUUUCUUUGCUGAUCCUCAAAAACUUGGACCAUUGGUGUGCCUUGAAGACAGGGUGGAUGACCACUGCCCUAGUGCAUGCUUAUGAUGACAAAGACCAAGGUCAGUAACCAAGGACUAAGGAAGUGUUGCAUGAACAAUCCUGAAGUCCACAAGUGAGGUUGGGUAGCUUUUAAAAUGACUUGACACUGUUGAACUUGAACAAUGUGUAGGAUUUUGUUUUAUACUUACAAUGUCAAAAGAUCUCAAUUUUUGUAUAAUCUUAGAAGCUUGGACUAUACUUAAAUUAAUAUGGUUAUCAACUUAGUUCUUUACCAGCCUGGACUGAACUUUCACAUUGUGUGAGACCUUUCGAUGUUAUCUACAAGGUCACCGAAAAGAGACUUUACAAGAUUGUGAUGGGGUUUUCUAAUAGGGUCAGGUAAAUAGUUUUUAUGUAACGAUUUAGAAUGAAAAUGAAUUCAGGAUUAUUUUUUAUUGGCCAUUCCAAUUUUAGACAUAACAAUUGCAUAGGAUUUGAAAAGAUUCACAUUUUUCUUUUUUUAUUUGUAACCUUUUUAUUCGUAUGAUGUUUAAGACUUGUUUAAGAGGAUUGUGAUCAAGCUCUAUAUGAUUAUGAAAUGAAUAUACAUAUUUGCUAGUCAAGGGGAAGAAUUACAGUUUUGCUGUAGAUAAAUAUGCAGAAGUUAUAUUUUCCCCCUAUUUUUCUCUUAGUUUCUGGCAAUUUGUUCCAUUGCAUUUUUUUUAUUUUAAUGUUUGAUUAUUAUUUUUUUGUUUAAAUGGCUAAAUUGCACUAAUACGCACCUUGGGUACAGACACAACCUACAAGAAAGUAGUGAAUUCCAUUCCAAGUGCAAUAUAACACAAGCUCUGUCACAACUGCAUUAUUGUGAGACUCAAUAUUGCUAAUGAAUUUAUAACAUAAUAU